CUAUUUACAUGACCUGACUUGUGCAAAACAUAUGCAGAAGUAGCCAAAUGGUUCUAAAAUGUGACAUGUGCAAUAAAUAAUUAAAUUAUACAACAGUGGUUGAAUGCCAUGUACAAUGUUAAGCCCAGUUGGAUGUAAUAUAUGAAAGUAGUUAGUACAGUGGAUUAAAAUAGGGAUAUGAAAUGUAAAGUCCAGUUUGAUAACAGCUGUUGUACAACAGGACUCAAGUAAUAUAUUUCUGACCUUAACUCUUACCUUCAACUGUCCCUUUCCCUAAAUAUUACAGGGCUCCACUGAUGAGUGUGAGCAACACAAUCCCCCAGCGCCAGGGGGAGGAGGAGGAGGAGACAGAUGAAGAUAUCCCCGGUUGAAGGCUGUAGGCUGACGGUUGAAGGCUGAAGGCUGUAGGUUUUAGGCACAGACUGUAUAUAAAUAAUAAUCUUUAUAUACAGUUAAUGGUUUUAGGUUGUAGAUUGAAGGCUGUAGGUGGCGCCAGAGCCUCGCUGUCAUGCAAAUGAACUGAACUGUAAAAGAAGCCAAACAGGCUGCGUUAGCUUCACUGUAAUGACGUUAGCCUUCUGGAUGUUGUUUUUCCACCGUUAAUGAGUUUGUAGUACCGGGGACUGACAUCCAUGUACAUCUCCGGUCUCUGAAGCACAUCCACCGUGACUUCCGCGAAGUCAGUCCAGUGUCCACCCGGUGCUCCUGAAGGAAGUGGUGACCCUGCCCUACUGACACCCUGCUUCUCCUGCCCUCCCCCGAACUCUGCCCCCCCACCCCCUGUCCUGAUUGGGUCUCUGUGCUGCCGGCGGUGGAUUGGAGCACUCUGAUUGGAGGCUUUGCGAGGUGGUUUUUCGGUCUGGCGCCGCCUCCCCCCGGGGCCGGCGUGCGCUCCCAGCAGCCCGUGGUGCCCUGCGCCCCCCCCUCCCCGUCACCGCACACCAGAGCCCAUGCCCCGGGAGGCGUGGUGCGUCCGCCAGGAGCCAUGUGCCUCCCUCACACCAACAACAUGGACAGCAAGCUACAGGGGACGGGGCCGGGGGGAGGGGCUUCACUUCGAGCACGAGGAGGAGGCGUUCCACUGGAGCCCUUCAUACACCAGGUGGGGGGUCACACCAGUAUGAUGCGUUAUGAUGACCACACGGUGUGUAAGCCUCUAAUCAGCAGAGAGCAGCGCUUCUACGAGUCACUUCCUCCGGAGAUGAAGGAGUUCACGCCGGAGUAUAAAGGUGUGGUGCUGGUGUGUUUCGAAGGCGACUCUGACGGUUACAUCAACUUGGUGGCCUACCCUUAUGGAGAGAGUAACAUGGAGGGAGGGGCUGGAGAGCACGAGGAGCGUGACCCCCCUGAGAGGGAGCAGCCGAGGAGGAAACACUCCCGCCGUAGCCUCCAUCGAUCCUCCUCCUCCUCUGACCACAAGGAGGAGCGGCCUGACAGGAGGGAGGCGCACGACGCAGACACCUCUGAUAAUCUUGCAGAGCUGAAGAGUCCCAGACUCGACCCAAAGAUCCACUCAGACGUUCCCUUUCAGAUGUUGGACUGGAAUAGUGGUUUGAGUUCAGAGAAGAUCAGCCACAACCCCUGGAGCCUCCGCUGCCACAAACAGCAGCUCAGCCGCAUGAGGUCCGAAUCAAAGGACCGCAAACUCUUCAAGUUCCUGUUGUUGGAGAACGUGGUUCACCACUUCUCUUACCCCUGCAUCCUGGACCUGAAGAUGGGCACCAGGCAGCACGGAGACGACGCCUCGGAGGAGAAGGCGGCCAGGCAGAUGAAGAAAUGUGAACAGAGCACUUCAGCGACGCUGGGAGUCAGAGUGUGUGGCAUGCAGGUGUACCAGCUGAACACCGGUCACUACCUCUGCAGGAACAAGUACUACGGCCGCGGCCUGUCGAUCGAGGGUUUUCGCCAGGCCCUCUACCAGUACAUGCACAACGGCAAAGGCCUGAGGCGGGACCUCUUUGAGCCAAUCCUGAAUAAGCUUCGCAGCCUGAAGGCGGUGCUGGAGAGGCAGGCGUCCUAUCGCUUCUACUCGUCUUCACUGCUCAUCAUCUAUGAGGGAAAGGAACCUGAGGGCCCUUCAGUCCUCAGCUCUGGGCAGCACGCAUCCUGGCAGAAGACUCCUGCGGCCCCCGCCGAGCCUCGCUGUGGCCCCGGGCCCCACGCACCUCCGUUCCCCGACACUCCCUGUGAAACGGACAUGACCCAGAACCCGGGAUCACUGCCCUCUCAGGGACCUGGACUGAUGGCUCCGCCCACCCCCUCCCCUCAUCCUCCCCCACAGGCCCCGCCCACCAAGUCAGACUGCCACUCCUUCCUGCCCCCUCCCCCCUCGCCUCACCCCCAUCCAGACUCCUCUGCCCCCUCUCCCAUUUUAAACCCCUUCCCGCCUCCUCUGGCCCCGCCGCCCCAGCAGCCCCCCCUGGUGGACGUUCGUAUGAUCGACUUCGCCCACUCCACCUUUAAGGGUUUCCGUGGCGACACGGCGGUGCACGAUGGGCCGGACCGAGGUUACGUGUUCGGACUGGAGAGCCUGGUCCAGAUCCUGGAGAGCCUGCGGGAUGACAGCCUGCCGUAGCUCUGAACACACACACACACACACA
Thunnus maccoyii (southern bluefin tuna) is the source of this 2600-nucleotide messenger RNA. It is a transcript of the gene ip6k1, whose product is annotated as inositol hexakisphosphate kinase 1. Gene Ontology annotation, cellular component: cytoplasm; nucleus. The coding region runs from base 986 to 2575 and encodes 529 amino acids. The transcript is spliced from 9 exons. NCBI's taxonomy places the organism in Eukaryota, Metazoa, Chordata, Actinopteri, Scombriformes, Scombridae. Gene Ontology annotation, molecular function: inositol hexakisphosphate kinase activity. Gene Ontology annotation, biological process: phosphatidylinositol phosphate biosynthetic process; inositol phosphate biosynthetic process. The record is from RefSeq and is a predicted model, not a curated record.